Molecule: messenger RNA, 1506 nt
Organism: Paramisgurnus dabryanus
Lineage: Eukaryota; Metazoa; Chordata; Actinopteri; Cypriniformes; Cobitidae
Source: RefSeq, a predicted model, not a curated record
UCGGUGCUUUACGGUAAUUUUUUAUCCCAUGAUCCUCUUGUGCAAAAUGCUAGUAAAUAAUGCUCUGAUUCAGUCCUUAUAAAUAAACUGCACACAGUGGGAAACUAAAAUACCUACAAUAGAGAUUAUAUUGAGGACACGCGCGUUUAAUACACAGGAUUGUUAAAAGCUCCCGUUGAUGGACGUUAUGAACACUGUUGAUUUUCAGACACAGUUAACAUCCAUAAUGGAAACGUUGACGAAAUCCGCUGUAGUUGAAAUAGGGAAGCUUGUCGAGGAAAAUAGUUUGUUUCUACGAUUAGAGAUAACGCGAUGUACCCGUGAAAAUGAAUCGCUGCUACAGAAGUGUCGUUUUUUGGAGAGUGAACUUCAAUCCGCCCGGAAAACCGCUGGAAAGAUGAACCGGACAGGAGCUUCAUUCAGCCAUUCAGCAGUGACCGACACUGGACAUCAUCCAGUAGACAGUGUCUUUGGUAAAGAAUGGUCUAUGAAUACAUGGAGACAGGAAUCACACAUCAUUCAACAUGACAAUUCACAUCUAGACUCCAUAGUCAACACAGAAGAGUCAGCAAAUCUGCUGGAUGAAGCCCCAGACAUGAUCCUGAUCAAGGAGGAAACAUUUGAAGAUUGCUCAGGGAAAAGUAAAUCCGAAGAAGAGCGAGGAAACACUUUGAGAGGACCUGCAGCGGACAGCAAUGAGAGAUGUGAGCCUCAGAGUUCUGCAGAUUUCUUCACAUACACAAUACCUACAGAUGACCAAGUGAAAUCAAACGUACAGCAGAGACAACCCGAUAAACAAACGCCUAACGCAAGACUCACUACACAUGGAGACUGUACAACACAGCCACCUUUCGACACUAACCCAAACCAAACAAGUAUUGCAGAAGAGAAAAGAUUUGAUUGUGUAUUCUGCGGAAGAACCUUCAACAAACUAACCUACCUAAAGGCACACAUGCGGACACACUCCGGAGAAAAACCUUUCGUUUGUACGGUUUGCGGCAAACGGUUUGCCCAAAAAACAUAUCUGAGAAUACACCAGCGGACUCAUUCUGGUGAGAGGCCGUACACGUGCAUGGACUGCGGAAAAGGUUUUGCUCAAAAGAGCUCGCUUAACGUGCACCUCCGAAGCCACACCGGAGAAAAGCCUUAUAGUUGUGUCGAAUGUGGUAAAAGCUACACGUACAAACAGGGUUUUAAUACACACCAGUGUGCUAGACUCGUACAUGCUGAUGUGACCGAUUACUGAAUUCAAGUUUACUUUUAAGACAUAGUGUGUAUUAUGCCGCCCCUUGAAACUAUGUGGGUUCAGAAGAAUCUUUGUCUUUAGGAAAUGUUUUAUACAGAAGCAUCUGGUAUUAACUAUAUAUUUAAAUGUUUUUAUUAAUUUAAACACACAUUUGAACAUCUUAAGAUGUUUUUAAACCUUUACUGAACAUGAAAUAAGCUAAAUAUAACCCAGCAGACAGCAUCUGCACAAGUGUUGUACAAACUGGAGUAGAAACUAUA